Trypanosoma rangeli is the source of this 1530-nucleotide messenger RNA. RefSeq names its product putative lipase. Gene Ontology annotation, biological process: lipid metabolic process. The transcript has a single exon. The record is from RefSeq and is a predicted model, not a curated record. The coding region runs from base 1 to 1530 and encodes 509 amino acids. Lineage: Eukaryota; Euglenozoa; Kinetoplastea; Trypanosomatida; Trypanosomatidae.
AUGGUCGUGCCUAGGGCAGUGUGCGCCGACACCUGCGCCGCAUACCGUCGUCUCCUGGGCGCAGUGAAGCAGGUGACACGCGACUGCCCGCUGUACAGAAAGGAGGGGCUCACGCGAUACGUGGCUCUUCGUUUUUUUGACUCAGCCGAACAAAACCGCCGUCGUUACCUGCAACUUCGCGAGGAGAUGGUCUCGCAACGAGGCAGGGGCCGGCACAGGAAGCUGCAUGCGAUGGAGGCUCAAUACGAGUCCUUCAUUGCGAGAGAAUUGCAGAGGGUGCGGGAGGUGGCGGAACAGAUCCUCCUCGCACCGGGCAAUCGGACUCUUACUUCCAUGUUGCAGGUUCUCGCGGCGGGCGUUGGCAACUCAUACUAUCAGCAUACUGUGGAGCAGAACUAUUUUCAUUACUGCGAGUUUGAGAACAAGAGAAUGGAACGGAAUGAGGUGGAGGAGGAGGCGACGGCGGAGCGCCAAAAUCGCAUCAUGCAGCACGCCCUUAUUCCUUACGGUGAACGUCUUCUCUUCCUUCAUCGUCUGAACGUCAAACAUGACCCGGACAGUGCACAGGAGCAUGGCAGUCUGACGUCGUGGCAGGUAACAGAGGCUAUUAUUGGGACCCGAAGUGGUGUUUCUGCACAUCACAUGUCACAUGGAAAGGAGGAUGUAGUUGUGGAGGUUGACGAAACGUACAAUAAACAAAUUGUCUACGUGCGGUGUGAGCUGUACGACUGGGGUCGGGAGGUGGAACGGGUAGAAAUUACGGAGUCGGAGGAGGUACGCGGCACCGUCUUUCACGCAGAGUACUUCAGUGUGGCGCAACGUCUCUGCGAUGCCCUUCUGGCAGAAACCCCGUUGCACGCCUACCGUUCCACAGUCGUUGUUGGCCAUGGCGUUGGAGGGGCUGUGGGGUUUUGUUUGGCGCUUUUGCUGCACGCUCGUGGGUUUGAUGUAAAGAAUUGUGUGACACUUGGCGCGCCAAAGGCGGUUCAGAAGACCCUUGAGCGUUACAUUCAUGCCAUCAACCCUAUUCGUAUCGUGCUGGAGGGUGACCCGUUGAUUGACCUGCCGGUGACUGGGGCCGAGGGUGAUGCGUUCGUGCACUAUGGUGAGAUUUUGCUGAUGGCCUCCGCUGCGACGCCGCAGCAGGAGGGCGAUGAGGAGGGAGGACGGCAAGAGAUAAAUUUGACGGCUGCGAGUGGGACUCUCACUGCGGAGGCACUCAGUGACCUUUUAGACUCCGCGCAGCAUGUGCCGCUGGCGUGUGAGAUAAGUGAGACUGAGAGGGAUAACGAAGAACUACAGGUCGAAGGGGGACUGGAAGAAGAUGAAGAAGGCGCAUCGGAGUUUGGUCGGAUAGCGGCGGAACGGUAUGCGGCGGGCUUCUUGCCAGAGGACUAUAUCGGACGACUUGUCGACAUUACAGUGCCGUUAACGUAUGCCGAAGGUGACGAAGUGUGGGACGAGGGUGGCAACGCGAAAAUGUGGCGCGAAUCAGCGCUACAGCCUCACAUAUCCGGUUCACAUGGAUGA